AACACACUAAUGGAAGACUGGAGGAGAAUAGAUAUCGACGCAUUCGAACCAGAUAAGUUCCUCCUGAAGGAAGAACUCGUGCCCGCCAUCGCCAACCCGGUAGACGAGGCUGCCAUCCCUUCAAUCAUCGCCGAGUGCAAGGCCAAACUUUCCAAGGGCCAAUUUGCCGAAGCGUUGAAAACCGCUCUCCAAAACCCCCCUUACCUUUCAUCACCUGCAGCCAAGGCCAGCUACGACCAAUUGGUCUUUGAGACAUUGAUCUCCGUCAAGAACAACAACACCGACAUCUUGCCGUUUGUGAAACAAUUAUCUAGUGACGAACAGGAUACUUUGGUUAAAUACUUAUAUAAGAUUAUGGACACCAGCUACGGGUCGAAACAGGGGGCGGUAUUAUUGGCGUGGUACGAGAAGACCGUCGAGUUUACGGGGUUGGGCCCGGUCAUUCGGUUCAUGAGCGACCGUCGGACUGUUUAAAUAUAUAGGAAAUAAAUAACUAGGGCCUUCGUAUCGACCUUCCCCCUUCCCAAGGAGUGCGGAAUAAGUGCUGAAGACAGUGUCAAGCUUCAGGUUCAUGGAGAUCAAAAUUGGCGGUCAACAAACGUGUAGGGCCAAUAUACGUCAAGUGACGGGGCGGAGGCGGGCCAGUGUCCCUGGAUCUCUGGGGCAAGGUUUGAGUGGGGGCACUCUC
Messenger RNA from Yamadazyma tenuis ATCC 10573, 688 nucleotides. NCBI's taxonomy places the organism in Eukaryota, Fungi, Ascomycota, Pichiomycetes, Serinales, Debaryomycetaceae. The record is from RefSeq and is a predicted model, not a curated record.